Molecule: messenger RNA, 625 nt
Organism: Macadamia integrifolia
Lineage: Eukaryota; Viridiplantae; Streptophyta; Magnoliopsida; Proteales; Proteaceae
Product: TPD1 protein homolog 1-like
Exons: 3
Coding region: 10-438 (142 amino acids)
Biological process (GO): cell fate determination
Source: RefSeq, a predicted model, not a curated record
AGAGCGAGAAUGUAUUACCAUAGGUCUCUGAGUUUUGGAUUUCUGCUGGCGCUCUUCCUUCUCCUGGGGCUUUCUCAUGUGCCAUCAGGAACAUCUGAGGCAAUUGGAGGAGUCGCCAUUAAAGCUGAAGGGGCAAGGUGUUCGAGGGAAGACAUAGAUAUAUAUGAAGGGCAAGGGGAUCCUCUACCGAAUGGAAUUCCAACGUACACAGUGAACAUAGUGAACGUGUGCAGCACAGAUUGUUCGAUCUCCGAAAUUCAUGUCAGCUGUGGAGACUUCAGCUCUGCUCGUCUUAUUAACCCCGCAGUGUUCCGCCGUCUCUCUCCAAACAACUGCCUCGUUAACGAUGGUAGAUCCCUCGCCCACGGUCAAAGCAUCUCCUUCGUCUAUGCCAAUACCUACAAGUACCCUCUUGCCGUCUCCUCCGUCAGUUGUUGAUCAUCGCCACUACCUUCUCUCAAGAUCAAGAAGGAGAGGAAGACGGAAGUACCACAUGACAUUAACUUGUCAUAUAAAAAUAUCGGAGGAAGCAGAUUUGAGCCUCUGGCUGUGGGGGUUGGGGAAGGUUAACUAUGUUAUGAGCUUGUCUUACUUACCUUUUGUUAUCAAAAUUAAGGAAAUAAAA